This is a messenger RNA of Dacryopinax primogenitus, 1302 nucleotides long. RefSeq lists its product as uncharacterized. Lineage: Eukaryota; Fungi; Basidiomycota; Dacrymycetes; Dacrymycetales; Dacrymycetaceae. The transcript is spliced from 3 exons. Bases 220 to 1302 code for a protein of 360 amino acids. The record is from RefSeq and is a predicted model, not a curated record.
GUCAAGUGAAGUUGGUCCGUUGGACUUCUCCAUAACUUCAUUGUCAUUAACGCCGUGAUGGGCACUUUCAUGGCUUGCAACUGUUCCUGCCGAUACCAUCGGUUUCAAUCAGGGCAUUUUGGAUUGCUGAGCAAUCAGCACUUUCGUCAGUGUACUUAAAGCUCUGCAGAAUGCCCAGGUCGAGUCCAGCCAAAGUACUUGGUUCCCUUCCACUGGAAAAUGGCAGCCAAAGCGCAUCACAUCGACCCGCUCUCUCUCCCUUUCCACCCAAUCCCGGCUUCGACCUCCCCAGGCGCGGUUGUCAACCUCACUGUAUUGAACUGCGGGGAGAUCACCACGCGAUGGGUACAUUUCCGCCAGCGCGAGACCGCUGAAGAGAUGCGCGAACGGGAGACUGGCGUGGUGUUUGCGUGGGUGAUCGAGAAGCAGUUUGAUGAUGGCAAGGUCGAGCGUUGGCUCUGGGAUGCAGGAGUCGUCAGUCAUCCGAACGAUCUCGGGCCAACCCUGGCGGCGAGUUUCGGCCCUCGGUUCAUCUUCGACGUGCCUCCCUCUGCCCGGCUCCCAGGGCUGUUGGAACAUCUGUCCCCUCCCCCUGCAACCCUCUCCACACUUACCGGGUUGCUCAUCUCCCACUCUCAUAUGGACCACUAUGGGCGGCUGUCCGACUUUCCUGCCUCCCUCCCUGUCAUCUUCGGGCCAGGGACGAAAGCCUGGGUAGAGGCGGGGGUCGAGCAGGGACGUCCGAUCCCGAAGACCUUCUGGGAACACCCGGAUUGGAUUGGAGAGGUUGGGGAAGAAGGUGCGAAAGGGAGAGGCAAGGGAUGGGAGAAGGUGGGGAGCUACGAAUACGCGUGGGACUGGUUCGGCGAUGGCAGUUUGUGGCUUGCCCAAGCGCCUGGUCAUUGUCCCGGACACAUGGUCGCAUUGGGCCGGGUCUCCACCUCCCCGGACACGUACGUCCUUCUAGGUGGCGACACCUGCCACUCGCGUCCUAUUUACAGUCCGUUCCCCUCUCCCUCAGCACGCUGGCCCUGUGCCUGCUGGGCCGACCCAUCCGAAGGCCCGGAUGCCAAACCCUCGCAUACGAUGCACCUGGACCUCCCGCUUACGUACGAGAGCAUCGCCCGCUUGACGCGGAUGGAGAUGGAGGAGAACGUGAUGUGUGUGUUAGCGCAUGAGACGGAGGUUGCGAGGGAGCUCGGGAUUGGUAUUGGGCAGAUGAAAGGCGGCUGGGAGGCGUGGAAAGAGCUGGGUUGGAAGAGGAAGGAGAGUGGAGAACCGCCGAAGAAAGGCGUUAUUUAA